UAUGGAGUCCCCGCCGGGCUUCUCGAGCACUUUGUGCCUGCUCUUGUGCCUGAGCUCCGUUUUCGGCAUUGGCGUGGACCCUUCGGUGCAGAUUGACGUGCUGAGCGAGUUGCCGUUGGGGGACUCUGUGGCUGGAGUGCGGCAAGUUCAGGGGCUGCACAACGGCAGCAAAGCUUUCUUCUUUCAAGGUACUGCAAGAAAUAUAAAAGCAUCUCCAGAGAAAGCUGAACUUUUUUUCCAGAAACUAAGAAAUAAACAUGAAUUUACAAUGUUGGUAUCACUCAAACAAACUCUCUUAAAUUCAGGUGUUAUUUUUUCUGUUCACCAUUUAGAUCACAGGUACUUGGAACUAGAAAGCAGUGGCCAUAGAAAUGAAAUUAAAUUGCACUAUCGUUCAGGAAGCCAUCGCUCACACACAGAAGUAUUUCCUUACAUUUUGGCAGAUGACAAGUGGCACAGGCUGUCCUUAGCAAUCAGUGCAUCACAUUUGAUUUUGCAUGUAGACUGCAAUAAAAUAUAUGAGAGAGUUGUGGAAAAGCCCUAUAUGGAUUUACCAGUUGGCACUACCUUUUGGUUGGGACAAAGGAAUAGCGCUCAUGGCUUUUUUAAGGGCAUAAUGCAAGAUGUGCAAUUACUUAUCAUGCCUCAAGGAUUUAUCUCUCAGUGCCCAGACCUUAAUCGCACAUGCCCAACGUGUAAUGACUUCCAUGGUCUUGUGCAGAAAAUAAUGGAGUUGCAGGAUAUUUUAGCCAAAACGUCUGCAAAGCUGUCCCGAGCUGAGCAGAAGAUGAAUAAGUUGGAUCAGUGCUAUUGUGAAAGAACCUGCACCAUGAAGGGCAUCAGCUACAGAGAAUUUGAAUCUUGGACAGAUGGCUGUAAGAACUGCACCUGCAUGAAUGGUACUAUCCAAUGUGAAGCAUUGAUUUGCCCACUUUCUGAUUGCCCUCAUAAUUCUGCACCUGCAUAUGUUGAUGGCAAGUGCUGCAAGGAAUGUCAACCAAUAUGUGUGUUUGAAGGCAAAACCUACUUUGAAGGGGAAAGACAAUCUGUAUAUUUAGACUCAAAGGACUGUAUUCUGUUUGAAUGCAAGAAUUACAAAAUGCAGCGUACAGUGGAGUCAAAUUGUCCUGCUUUGAACUGUCCUGAGUCUCAACAAAUAUCCUUAUCUAAAAGUUGUUGCAAAGUUUGUAAAGGCCACAAUUUUUGCUCUGAAGGACAUAAGUGUUUAGAGAAUUCUUUUUGCAGAAACAUUGAAGAGAAGGCAGUUUGUAGCUGCCGAGAUGGUUUCCGAGCACUUCGCGAUGACAGUGUAUACUGUGAAGACAUUGAUGAAUGUGCUGAAGGGAGACAUUACUGUCGGGAGAAUACCAUGUGUGUCAACACACCAGGAUCAUUUAUGUGUGUCUGCAAAACAGGUUACAUCAGAAUUGAUGACUACUCUUGUACAG
Python bivittatus (Burmese python) is the source of this 1448-nucleotide messenger RNA. The record is from RefSeq and is a predicted model, not a curated record. Lineage: Eukaryota; Metazoa; Chordata; Lepidosauria; Squamata; Pythonidae.